This is a messenger RNA of Oldenlandia corymbosa var. corymbosa, 1812 nucleotides long. The record is from the annotation of a GenBank genome assembly. NCBI's taxonomy places the organism in Eukaryota, Viridiplantae, Streptophyta, Magnoliopsida, Gentianales, Rubiaceae.
AUGGAAGAUCUAUACAAAAGGAAGUUGCAAAGGAUCAAAACGGAUGAAGUAGAGAAGAAUUCCUUGCAGAUUACUUCACAAUUGAAAAGCAUCAGAUACAGGAACCAUCUCCAGAAAUUCAUCAUUAUUGUGCUCGUAUUUGGGACAACCCUCGGAAUUCUGACUUCUCCCACCAUUUACGUACAAGAAAAUUUUUCACUAGCCGUUUCUCAGCCUGAUAUUGUUACCAGGUUAUUGGGUACAUCAGAUCUUAGGUAUGUGUCAGACUUGGAAAUCAAGUGGGAUGAUAUUUCACAUGUUCUAGAGCAAUUAUUACAAAAGGAUGAAAUCCAUGGAGUUGGGCUCCUCAAUUUCAACACUACAGAAAUCAGUCAAUGGAAGAAGCUGGUCCCUUCUGCAAAUCACACAUUGCUACAGCUAGAGAAUGCUGAGAAGAACCUAACUUGGGAUUCCCUGUACCCAGAAUGGAUUGAUGAAGAACAAGUGAAUGAGGUCCCUAGCUGCCCUACAUUACCCAAACUCGAAGUUCCGAUAAACCAUCUGGAUCUUGUAGCAGUUAAGCUUCCUUGUUCACAAACCAAGAAUUGGAUGAGAGAUGUUCCAAGGCUACACUUGCAGCUUGCGGUCGCUGGUUUGGUAACAUCGGCGAAAGGCCUGUUCCCUGUCCACAUAUUGUUCAUCACCAAGUGUUUUCCGGUACCGAAUUUGUUCCCUUGUAAUGGCCUGGCUGGACAUGUUGGCUUUGCCUGGUUGUACAAGCCAAAUAUCAAGUUAGCCACUGAAAAAUGUCAGCUACCACAGGGAUCCUGUGAACUUGCAGUGCCACUUGGAGUAAGAGCGCAAGAUUUACCAGUGAAAAAACAGCGGGAAGCAUACGCGACGAUCCUGGUUGGAGCUCAGCUGUUUAUCUGUGGAGCUAUAGUCGCGGCGCAGAGUAUCCGAAUGUCUGGAUCGACGAAGGAUCUGGUGGUUCUUGUUGAUGAGAAGAUGGAUAAGUAUCACAAGAAUGGACUUCAGAUGGCAGGAUGGGAGGUACGGACCAUAAAGGGAAUCCGAAAUCCCAAAGCUCGGAAAGAAGCUUACAAUGAGUGGAACUACAGCAAAUUCAGACUCUGGCAAUUGACAGACUACGACAAGAUCAUUUUCAUUGAUUCUGAUUUGCUCAUUCGUAGGAACAUCGAUUUCUUGUUCACGAUGCCGGAGAUCACAGCCAGAGGCAACCAUGGUACCCUUUUCAACACCGGCGUGAUGGUGAUUGAACCAUCAAAUUGUACCUUCCAGUUGCUGAUGGACCAUUUAUAUGAGUUUGAAUCAUACAAUGGUGGAGAUCAAGGAUACUUGAAUGAAAUAUUUCCAUGGUGGCACCGGAUGCCAGAACGCCUGAAUUUCCUCAAAAACUUCCUUGCCUAUCAGAGCGACGAAGUGAACCAAAAGAAAAUCCAGCUCAUUGCAGCAGAACCGCCAAUACUUUAUGUCAUUCACUAUUUGGGAUUUUACAAGCCCUGGAUGUGCUCCAGAGACUACGACUGCAACUGGAAUGUCGGGAAACUGCAGGAGUUUGCCAGCGAUGAUGCUCACAGGAUCUGGUGGAGAGCACACGACGCGAUGCUGGAAAAACUGCAAGGAUACUGCAUGCUUAAAGCUAGACAGAGAGCACAGUUGGAAUAUGACAGAAGAGAAGCAGAGAAAAGAAACUACACAGAUGGACAUUGGAAAAUUGUGAUCAAGGAUCCACGCUACACAAAUUGUAGCAAUCUGCAAUGCAAUAAAAUUUCGGAGAAAAUGUUGUGGCGUUGGGGUGUAAAAGAUUGA